Messenger RNA from Vigna unguiculata (cowpea), 1483 nucleotides. Its product is annotated as putative aspartic proteinase GIP2 pseudogene. NCBI's taxonomy places the organism in Eukaryota, Viridiplantae, Streptophyta, Magnoliopsida, Fabales, Fabaceae. The record is from RefSeq and is a predicted model, not a curated record.
CAUUCUUUCCUAAUACACACCAUAGCCAUAGCUUGAAAGCACAAUGGCUUCUCCUAUCGUUCAUUUCUCUCUCCUCAUACUGUCACUUCUCUUCGUUUCUUGCAUCUCAGAAGGCAAACCUCGUCCCUUCAUCUUACCCAUCGCCAAAGACUCAAAAACCAAUCUCUUCUACACUUCACUCGGCCUAGGAACUCCUCGACACCACAUGGACCUAGUGAUCGACCUCGGAGGACCAUUCCUGUGGUACGAUUGCGACAAAACCUACAAUUCCUCAAGCUACCACCCUGUCCAUUGCGAAUCCAAAAGCUGCCCUGGAGGUGCUCCAUGCACUGGCUGCACCAGUGGCCCUUUCAAACCAGGUUGCUCCAAUGACACGUGUGGAGCUUUCAUACUAAACCCUUACGCCGACGCUAUUUUUACCGGCGAUUUUGGUGAGGAUGUCUUGUUCCUGUCUCAGUCUCACACCGUACUCCCUGGUCUUAUUUCCGGUUGCACUUCCACUGAGGGUAGCUCUCUUCUAAAUAACCUACCCCAAACUGGUAAAGGGAUAUUAGGCCUGGCAAGAACACAGCUUGCGUUACCAACGCAGCUUUCACUGUCUCGCAAACUUCCUCGUAAGUUUGCCAUUUGUUUACCAUCUUCAAACAAGCAUGGACUUGGCAACCUCUUCAUUGGCGGGGCACCCCAAGAUGCUUCCAAGUUAACUCUCUUCACCACUCCUCUUGUUGUCAACCCCUUCAGCACAGCUCCAAUCUUUUCUGAAGGUGAACCCUCUUACGAGUACUUCAUAGUUGUGAAAUCAGUCAAGGUUGAUGGGGGAGCCAUAAACUUCAAGCCUUCCCUGCUUUCCAUUGACAACAAGGGACACGGUGGAACCAAAAUUAGCACCAUCAAUCCCUUCACCGCUGUGCACAGUGCCAUAUUCAAACCCCUUGUGAGAGAAUUUUCCAAGAAGGCUGUUGAUAGAAAGAUGAGAAAAGUUACACCGGUGGCACCGUUUGGGGCGUGUUUUGAUUUCAGCAGCAUUGGUAGGACCGUGACUGGACUGGAUGUGCCCACUAUUGAGCUGGAGCUGGAAGGAGGAGUAACGUGGAAAGUUUAUGGUGGCAAUUCGAUGGUAUUGGUGAACAAAAAGGUGGCAUGCCUUGGAUUUGUGGACGGAGGAAAAGAUGCAGAGACAUCGGUUGUUAUUGGGGGACAUGUCUUGGAGGACAACCUUGUGGAGUUUGAUUUGGUUUCCUCCAAACUAAGCUUCAGCUCCUCCCUACUGCUUCAUAAUGCAAGAUGCUCCCACAUAAGAACCUGAUUUUAUCUCCCUGAACUGGGUUUGGGUUUGAUCAUGUCUUUAAUAACUUCUAAGUUACAUCCCUUUUGCUUCUCAUUUUGCUUUGAGAUAACAAGGGCUCCUAUGUAUAAUUUCCUUUGAGUGGUUUCAAAAUUUGAGCAGUUGUGUUUUGAAUCUUGACCAUUGAAGUUUAUGUUU